AUGUUUCUAUCUGUCUAUCAAUCUCAUUUUCCUGUUUCUAUCUAUCUAUCUAUCUAUCUAUCUAUCUAUCUAUCUCAUUCUCAUGUUUCUAUCUAUCUAUCUAUCUAUCUAUCUAUCUAUCUAUCUAUCUCAUUCUCAUGUUUCUAUCUAUCUAUCUAUCUAUCUCAUUCUCAUCUAUCUAUCUAUCUAUCUCAUUCUCAUGUUUCUAUCUGUCUGUCUAUCUAUCUAUCUCAUUCUCAUCUAUCUAUCUAUCUAUCUCAUUCUAAUGUUUCUAUCUGUCUGUCUAUCUAUCUAUCUCAUUCUAAUGUUUCUAUCUGUCUGUCUAUCUAUCUAUCUCAUUCUCAUGUUUCUAUCUAUCUAUCUAUCUAUCUAUCUAUCUAUCUAUCUAUCUAUCUCAUUCUAAUGUUUCUAUCUGUCUGUCUAUCUAUCUAUCUCAUUCUCAUGUUUCUAUCUGUCUGUCUAUCUAUUUAUCUCAGUCUCAUGUUUCUAUCUAUCUAUCUAUCUAUCUAUCUAUCUAUCUAUCUAUCUCAUUCUCAUGUUUCUAUCUGUCUGUCUGUCUAUCUAUUUAUCUAUCUAUCUCAUUCUCAUGUUUCUAUCUAUCUCAUUCCCAUGUUUCUAUCUAUCUAUCUAUCUCAUUCUCAUGUUUCUAUCUCAUUCUCAUGUUUCUAUCUAUCUAUCUAUCUAUCUAUCUCAUUCUCAUGUUUCUAUCUCAUUCUCAUGUUUCUAUCUAUCUAUCUAUCUAUCUCAUUCUCAUGUUUCUAUCUCAUUCUCAUGUUUCUAUCUAUCUAUCUAUCUAUCUAUCUCAUUCUCAUGUUUCUAUCUCAUUCUCAUGUUUCUAUCUAUCUCAUUCCCAUCUAUCUAUCUAUCUCAUUCUCAUGUUUCUAUCUCAUUCUCAUGUUUCUAUCUAUCUAUCUAUCUAUCUAUCUAUCUAUCUAUCUAUCUAUCUAUCUAUCUAUCUCAUUCUCAUUUUUCUAUCUAUCUUAA
This is a messenger RNA of Acanthosepion pharaonis, 984 nucleotides long. The record is from the annotation of a GenBank genome assembly. NCBI's taxonomy places the organism in Eukaryota, Metazoa, Mollusca, Cephalopoda, Sepiida, Sepiidae.